CCACAACACAUUCAUUCACAUAAGGAGAGAGAGGCUUCCACAGCAAGUUAGUGUGAGAAGGUUAGCGCCGGAGGAACAUCACAUCUCGUCCCUGUCGUGACUUUUUUUCCCCCUUUUUAGAAGUACGGCACAAGAUGGAGAGCUACGUGGUGUUUGUUGUUGUUAUUGCUUUGGGUCAAAUUGGGAGCAACCCUGCUAGUGCUGGGAUGUGCUGGCUUCAGCAAAGCCAGCGAUGCGACAUGGUGCUGAUGAGAGGGGUCACUAGAGAGGAGUGCUGUGCGGGGGGCCGGUUGGACACGGCGUGGUCCAACGCCAGCCUGCCCAUGAAUGAGGUCAGCCUGUUGGGCUUCCUGGGCAUCGUUUCCUGUAAACCCUGCAAAGAGACAUGCGAAGACGUGAAGUGCGGCGUGGGGAAAGUGUGCAAGAUGAAAAUGGGAAGGCCGCAGUGCGUUUGCGCUCCAGAUUGCUCCCACAUCGGACGCAGGCACGCCGUUUGCGGCAGCGACGGGAGGUCGUACAAGGAUGAGUGCGUCCUCCUCCUGGCCCGCUGCAUGGGACACCCCGACCUGGAGCUCAUGUACCAGGGAGAGUGCAAAAAGUCGUGCUCUAACGUGGUGUGUCCGGGGACGCACACCUGCGUGACGGACCAGACCGACAGCGCCCACUGCGUCAUGUGCCGAUCCACGCCCUGCCCCAAACCGCUGCUUUCCGAGCAGCCCAUCUGCGGCAACGACAACAUUACGUACCCCAGCGCCUGCCACCUGCGCCGUGCCACCUGCUUCCUGGGCCGCUCCAUAGGAGUCCGCCACUACGGCCACUGCAACACAGGUCCUCCAAGGAAAGCGCACGUGUUCGAUGGCAGCGAGGAAAACGCAGUCUAGACGUCGAUAAGCGAUGACCUCUGUUGUGUUUGCGACAAUCAUUCCUCAGUUUUGUAGACGAUCGAUUUGGUAUGGAAGCAGUGGCAUGGAGGUGCCAGGGGAAUGCCAGGGGUGCAUAAAUUUCCCCCCAAAUUGUGAUCACUUAGUGGUUUGGAAUCCUUGUCCAUCUUCAAAUUUUGCAGAAAUUAACUAGAAUCAUGCACCAUGUCACAAUCAAACACAUUUUUGCAAAUUGUUGGCUCACUUCCGCACUUCUGCAUUGUCCACAAUGGACAAUUGAAGUUUUGCUGUAUCAGAUCUGGGGAAAAAAAGUGCCAUUUAAAAUCCCCUUAAAAAUAUGCUCGUUGUGGUCACACCAAAAUUUGGACAUAGGGUACUCCUUUUUGGAUGCAAAACUUUGAAGGUGUGCAUAUUUAAAAAAAAAUCAAUUGCAAUGCCACUCUUGCCCACAUUGUGGCCCAAAAAGCUACAAAAGGUUAAAAACUGACCUCGUGCACCCAGUGAGCCAAAUUAUAACCCACGCUACGCCACCCUAUGUAGAAAAACACAUGACAGUAAGUUUGGGGCAGAUGAACACAUCAAGAGAGACAGAACUCAGCGGGAGACGUGUUCAUAUUGUAAAUAGAGUCCCGCGACUAUUUAUUGGAGAAGGUAUCAAUCACUAUUUAUGAAUUUAUCCUAAUAACAAAGACAUGUAUCCUUGGGAAAGAUGAAGCAAAAGUGUAUUUAUUGUGCUUUGUUUUUAUUCUUACGACCGCAUUUUUUUACGGCUCGCUUUUAUGACAAACACAGUUUGUUUUUCCUCAUUAAGUUGAUGGUAUAAAAUCCACUGGGCGGGGAGCUGAGACUGAGUUUAUAGCUUUGGCAAUUUCAAAGCUGCACUCUGAUAAAGUUGUUUGUGUGUGUUUUUUAGUAAAGCAUUUCAUGUUUACACCAAC
Messenger RNA from Syngnathus acus (greater pipefish), 1819 nucleotides. It is a transcript of the gene fstl3, whose product is annotated as follistatin-like 3 (secreted glycoprotein). Gene Ontology annotation, biological process: cell differentiation; regulation of BMP signaling pathway; negative regulation of activin receptor signaling pathway. The record is from RefSeq and is a predicted model, not a curated record. Bases 135 to 881 code for a protein of 248 amino acids. The transcript is spliced from 5 exons. Gene Ontology annotation, molecular function: activin binding; protein binding. Lineage: Eukaryota; Metazoa; Chordata; Actinopteri; Syngnathiformes; Syngnathidae.